GUCUUCAAACUUCUGAAAGAUGCUGUGCCCCGGACAGAGGGCAUGCUGAAGAGGUCCAGCACAGUGUGGCACCUUCUCGACGGGCUGAUGCAGGCCCUGAGCGACCCCGAUCUGAUGCAGAAGCGCAUGGAGUACAUUGCUUUGCGCCACAUGAAUGCGGACAUCACGACGGCUGAUGUCGAGGUCUUCAAGGGCAUCCUCCUGGAAGUUUGUGCGAAGAAGCUGGGUGGGCUGAUGACUCCAGAGUUUCAGUUCGGCCUUGGCCAGAUCGUGACUGCCGUGGGCAUCUCAUUGGCGAACACGCACGCGCACUAUGCGCAGCGGCUUCGGCUUCUAACUGGCUGCUGGAAGGAGGUCAAUGCUACCGAAGACGAUGCGGCAGAGGAGCAAGAGGAGAAACCUCAAGACUCCGAUUCCCCGGACGAGGCCUCCCCCAUCGAGCACGCGGAAAAGAAAGAUCACGACCUUAGUUCCAUGGAGAAGGGCGAGGAGGAUCGUCACACAAAGUGGAAUGACAACGGCAACAUGAACAUUCCAAAGACCUUUGCAGCGAUGGCACGUUUCAAUGCUUCGGUGAUGGGUAUUGGUGACCGCAUGUGGUUUGCUGAUCUCCUCUACUCCAUGGAGUCCCUGGUGCCCCACAUUGGCAAUGUCGACCGCGUCCAGGAGGAAUGUGACGUCCUCGCAUUGACAUUGGCCCACUACGACAAGGUGAAUCUCGGUGAGUUCCGGUCCGUGAUGUUUGCAAGCCUGAGGUCGCUCUUGCCGACAGCCUGGAGCCUCGAUCACGAGAAUGCUUGGUCCUGGUUCUGGACCUGCGUGGAGAAGAAGGUGGAACUGAUCCGGCAGCUCCCGGUGCGAAAUCAGCAGUGCCUGAGAACAUUUCUCUCUCGAAUGGACGAGGAUGCCUUGGCCACGUUCAAGCUGAAGGUCUUUGAUACCUUCUUCGCAAGUUGCGAGGAGUCUCAGCUCUACUUGCGUGCUGCCAACAAGCGCCUCCAGUACAUCAUGGGACGGAUCUUGACCAUCAUGUCCGACGUCUACACAAAGACUCACAAGGCAGUCAUUGCCAUCUCUGCCUUGGGCCUUCUGCAUGCGGGCCAUGGGGUGCCAGAGGACUUAGUGCGCCCCUUUGUCCAAGCUUUCAUGUGCUCCAUCAAAGAGGCUGUUCCAGACGAGUCCAUCCACGAUGGGCUCUGGUGGACACUGGACCUGAUCGGAAGAAUCUUCAUUCGGACAUUAUCAGAGGGCUCCACUCCAGUGAUCAUCGCCAUCAACAAGAACAACACCAAGGUGCUGAAUACAGCCGUCUCCAACGCGCCUCGUGGGCAGCGCGAAGUCAUUUUGUUGCGGGUCCAGGUGGGUACGGAGUCCAUGUCGCCGUUGGUCUGGGCCGUGGAGAAGGGUGCUCUGGAAUCCGCUGGCGCGAUUCUCAAGGACCUGCUCACGAUGCGGGCGGAUCGCGGACGCUACUACUACGGCAUGGAGGCGAUCUUCAGUCGCCAUCCAGACAUCAUUCCCCUGCUUUGCAACAAGGCCCCAUCGCUUCUGGUGACAUUGCUGGAUGAGCUCAUUUGGCGUUCCAAGAACGUGAGACAAGGCAUGCGGCGUGUGAACUACUACAUAAGCUCCAUGCUGGUGGGCGAUGAGGGCCAGCUGACGACUUCCCUCUUGGACUUGAUCAAGCAUGGGGAUCCCGAAAUCGUCUGUCAUCCUGCUGCCGUCUUCCAG
This is a messenger RNA of Symbiodinium necroappetens, 1731 nucleotides long. The record is from the annotation of a GenBank genome assembly. Lineage: Eukaryota; Dinophyceae; Suessiales; Symbiodiniaceae.